AGCGUAAAAUACAAUCUGUAUUGAAAUGGCUGAUUUAACAGAAGAAUUAGAGGAUGAGAGUAGUGAAGAAGGCGAAUCAAUGACUGCAGCAGAAGUGUUACAAAAACUUGAAGAGGCGUGGCUGAACGAAAAAUUUUCACCAGAUUUGUUGGAAAUCAAAAAUGACAUAGUGGACUGCAUGUUGGAACAGAUUAAAGAAAUGGAAGAAAAUAUAAGAAGAGCCAAAAAAGGAGAUUUUAGGGUUGGCAUACACAAAAUGGAAAUAGAUAGGAUACGGUACUUUAUCAGUAGUUAUCUAAGAACAAGAUUACAAAAGAUUGAAAAAUAUACAGCACAUGUUUUAGAACAGGAAAAAGCUAGAGGGAGUGAUGAGACACCACAGAUGUCACCUGAUGAAUAUACUUUUGCAAAGGAAUACUCAGAAAAUAUGGAAAAUCACUUCAAAGUAUUAGCACUGCGACACAUGCCACCAAAUUUACAAGCUCUAGAUCCUAAACAUACAGUAAUGCGACCCAACUUGGAUAGCUAUGUGUUUUUACGAGUAAAUGAAGAUACAGCUGGUGUCCUUGUUGAAGAAGAAACUGCAGAGGCAGGGGAAGAGGUGAUAGAUUUGGAAAAGGGAGAUCAGUUGAUCAUAAGGUACAGACCAGUAGCAACACUAGUGGAAUCUGGAGCAGUUGGACUCAUUUGAAGUGACUUGUGGUUUUUAUAGAUUUGCAACAAACCGAUCUUUCAAAUAUGAUCAGCAGUAUUUUCAAGGAAAGUGAUUUCCUGAUCUUUAAAGACAAACAAGAAUUGAAAAUGCUUUUAUUCAUCUGAUUAAAUUUUAUUCACUUCAAAUGUUUAAGAAGGUGUAGAUUGUGAUAUUGAAGAGGAUAUAUAUUGGAUAAUAAAGAUUUGCUUGUUCAAAAAAGCAGAUGCAUAUGAUAAGCAUAUAAUAUCCAUUAAAAACAUUAAGACUGUGCAAGUUUCUAAAUAUCUCAACAGAUUAAUAUUUAUAGUGAUCAAACAUUGCUCUGAAAUUUUUAUCACUGUAUUUAAUAAAAGAAAUCUGAAAAUGUU
Messenger RNA from Lingula anatina, 1062 nucleotides. Its product is annotated as DNA replication complex GINS protein SLD5. NCBI's taxonomy places the organism in Eukaryota, Metazoa, Brachiopoda, Lingulata, Lingulida, Lingulidae. The record is from RefSeq and is a predicted model, not a curated record. Gene Ontology annotation, cellular component: GINS complex. Gene Ontology annotation, biological process: DNA-templated DNA replication; double-strand break repair via break-induced replication.